Molecule: messenger RNA, 610 nt
Organism: Scleropages formosus (Asian bonytongue)
Lineage: Eukaryota; Metazoa; Chordata; Actinopteri; Osteoglossiformes; Osteoglossidae
Product: transmembrane protease serine 2-like
Exons: 5
Coding region: 65-610 (181 amino acids)
Biological process (GO): proteolysis
Molecular function (GO): serine-type endopeptidase activity
Source: RefSeq, a predicted model, not a curated record
AAAGACCUGAACACAAAGACCUUUUCAGGCAUCUCAGGAAACUACUCUACCAGGAGGUUUUGAGAUGAAGGUCCUCCAAGUACAGCUGCUUCUUCUUGUUCUGUAUCAUGUGUCUCUUGGAGGUUGGCUGGAAAGUGACAUUGCAGGAGGUCACAAUGCGAGCAAGAAGUACUGGACGUGGAUGGUGGCCGUGUUCGUGGAGGAACCCAACGCACAUACACCGAAGAACGAAGGAGCAUCUGUGAAGUUUCAAUGCGGAGGAUCUCUCAUCACCCCCGAGUGGGUGCUCACAGCCGCGCACUGUGUCCAGUGCCUUGAUCCCCAGCAAAUACUCGUGUACGUUGGGAUCUACGAGACUGGCAAGCUCGACAAAAACAAGAGACACAAAGUCAAAUACUUUGUCCAGCACGAGGCGUACGCCCCGGGAAUACUGAGGAACGACAUAGCCCUCCUGAGGCUCAAAGACGCCGUGAAAGGACACGAGGUUUCCCAACUAGCCAACAAAUUGGAUGGAUUCCCUCCAGAAGCAUCCUGUUUGGUGGCUGGAUGGGGCGAGACGGCGCAAGACGGUAAGUUGCUCUCGAACAACCCGGAAUUCUGCAGCAAUUGA